Vanrija pseudolonga is the source of this 1113-nucleotide messenger RNA. RefSeq lists its product as uncharacterized. Bases 1 to 1113 code for a protein of 370 amino acids. The transcript is spliced from 2 exons. The record is from RefSeq and is a predicted model, not a curated record. NCBI's taxonomy places the organism in Eukaryota, Fungi, Basidiomycota, Tremellomycetes, Trichosporonales, Trichosporonaceae.
AUGCCAGAUAGCAGCGGCCCCAGCACCCCUCUAGCGCUGGGCAUCAAGGCAUGGGCGCAGACAGACGGGCUGCAGUGGCGCGCCGUGACGGGCGAGCCACUGGCCCCUCUGGCCGCGUUCCCGCCCCCACCGCCGGCACCGUACGUCGACCUCCGUCCAAUGGUGGACCCGAAGCCCGCGAAUGGGGCAUACACCGAGCGCGCAGUUACCGUGGACUCGCUGCACGCGCUCGACGACACCGUGGCCGCGCUCAACGAAGCCAGAAUAUCAAAGCUCGACCUGACCCUCUCGCUCGACGCCGCGCUGCACGACGCAGCCCCACAGCGGCACUACUUCUCCCGCCUCCUCUCGCGGCUCGACGCCCGAACCCUGCGCCAGCUGAGCAUCACCCACCCGCUCGAGUCGGCCGACGUGCCCCCGCUCUCCGACUUCCUCCUCUCGCCCGCUGCGCGCGGGCUCGAGUGGCUGCGCCUGUCGAGCAGCUUCGCGACGGCAGACUACGACCGCCUCGCGGACGGGGUACGCCGGAACCCGUCCCUCACCGACCUGUGCCUCCAGCGCGCGACGUGCACGCGGUUCCCGCCGUGCGUGUGCAGUCGUGCGCGGGAUCCGGGGACGACGGCGGGGCUCGCGAUCAACAGGCUGUAUGCGCUUCUGGCGAGGAACGCGCGGUACGCGCGCCGUGUGCGCGCCGCUGUUCGGCGCGUACUGCCUGUCGCGAGGGUCGUCUUGACGGCGACAAGAGGGGAGGAGGGGAACGCGUGCGCGUUCCCCCUGCUCGAGCUGCCGCACGAGCUCGUGCUCGAGGUGGUGCGCCACGCGUCGGGCGACGCGCGCGUGCUGAACGACGCGCAGUGGAGCAGGGUCAUCGCGCACGCUGAAGACCCGCGCUCUGCGGCGCGUGUAGCGCGUGGGUUGGCGAUCUCGGCCGCCAACGGCGCAGGCAUGCGCGAUGCCCGUGCCGAGUGGUUUGCCAACGGGCAGUUCUUCUGGGAACACGGGGGUAUGAAGGAGGAAGCGGAGGACGCGGGGCGCGCGGACAGCGACGACGACGACGACGCGGACUAUGGCAACGGCGUGGUCCGCUCUGGGGCCAUCUUCUUCGGGUGGUAG